CAAAUACUUGCGUAAGAGACACACAUUAGGUUUUUACCAGAGAAAGAGAGUCAACGAAGAAAUGUCUUUGAUUACUACGGAAGCAUCGCCGAGUCUCUCCCUCAUAGAGAAUGGCGGCGGAAGCGACAAGCGUACGGCGGAGUUGUCGAGAAGUAACCGGAGAACGGUACAGAAUCUAUCGGCGACGUCGUUGAUGAGGAAUAGAUCGGAUCUGAAGCUGAUUUCGAGAGUUCGUUGGGAGUUUAUGAAGAGAAUGUUAACGAAUCUUCAGGAAGUUCUUCUCGGCACAAAACUCUUCCUUCUCUUUCCCGCUGUUCCCCUUGCCGUCGUCGCUCACCGCUAUGGAUGUCCACGUGCGUGGGUGUUUGCGUUGAGCUUGCUUGGAUUGAUACCUUUGGCUGAACGUAUUAGUUUUCUCACAGAGCAAAUUGCUUUCCAUACUGGUCCAACAGUCGGGGGAUUAAUGAACGCGACAUGUGGGAAUGCAACGGAGAUGAUAAUAGCGAUUCUAGCGGUUGGACAGAGGAAGAUGAGGAUUGUAAAACUCUCACUUCUUGGCUCUAUCCUCUCCAAUCUUCUCUUCGUCUUGGGCACUUCUCUCUUCUUUGGUGGUCUCUCCAAUCUCCGCAAACACCAAUCUUUUGACCGAAGACAAGGAGAUAUGAACUGCAUCUUGCUGUUUCUUGCGCUAUUAUGUCAUACACUACCAAUGAUAUUAAGAUUCGCAACAGAGGCUGCUGGGGGAUCAGCAACAAAUGCUACUAACGUUUUAGUAGUUCAUCCAACAAGAAACGAAGAUGGAUCAGAUGUUCUUGUCUUGUCAAGAGCAAGCAGCUUCUUGAUGCUCUUUGCUUACUUGGCUUUCCUCAUCUUUCACCUCUUCUCUUCUAGUCUCACUCCUCCACCUCCACCUCCACCUCCUCAGAGGGAAGAAGAAGAAGAAGAUGUUUAUGACGAUAACGUGAGUGACAAGGAAGAAGAAGAAGCCGUGAUUGGAAUGUGGAGUGCGAUUCUCUGGCUUAUUACAAUGACACUACUCGUUGCUUUGCUCUCCGACUAUCUUGUCUCCACUAUUCAGGACGCAGCAGACUCGUGGGGAUUAUCGGUGGCAUUCAUAGGAAUAAUAUUGUUACCAAUUGUUGGUAAUGCAGCUGAGCAUGCUGGUGCCGUCAUCUUUGCCUUCCGUAACAAACUCAACUUUAAACUCCAAUGUUUAUGGGAGCCAUUACACAUGCUUCAUUCCAGAGGGCUUGCUUUGCCAAAGUAUCAGCCUCUCCAUUUCUAUUUCGUUGAAUCGAAAAAAAGGAGAUAGAAUCGAAAGCUAAAGAAAGACAGCCUAUGUCAGCCACGAUGCCAUAGAUUUCUGUUACUUGUUGCCCUGAAUUGAGUGCGUUAACCAGUAGGAGUGAGUCUGUUUCACAUCGUAAUUGCCGGAUGUUCUUCUCAAAACAGAAUUGCAGUGCUUCCCGUAGCGCCAGGCCCUCUGCUACCAGAGGAGAAUUGACGUAGUGACAGUGUGCUAGGAUCGAUACCUUCUCUGUUCCUUCUCCCACAAUCCAGCCGAGUCCCGCUAGUUGAAGAUCUUCUCUCCAAGCUGCGUCCGUUUGAAGCAGCGUUGAGUUUGGUAAUCUGUUUGGGGCUGAGCUGCUCUGUGUUGGUGGUUUAGUGGGUGAUUCAGGUAUUUG
Messenger RNA from Brassica oleracea var. oleracea, 1685 nucleotides. RefSeq names its product vacuolar cation/proton exchanger 4. Bases 62 to 1312 code for a protein of 416 amino acids. Gene Ontology annotation, molecular function: calcium:proton antiporter activity. The record is from RefSeq and is a predicted model, not a curated record. Gene Ontology annotation, biological process: intracellular calcium ion homeostasis; calcium ion transmembrane transport. Gene Ontology annotation, cellular component: plant-type vacuole membrane. Lineage: Eukaryota; Viridiplantae; Streptophyta; Magnoliopsida; Brassicales; Brassicaceae. The transcript is spliced from 8 exons.